Messenger RNA from Scatophagus argus, 4072 nucleotides. It is a transcript of the gene pelp1, whose product is annotated as proline, glutamate and leucine rich protein 1. The transcript has 19 exons. The record is from RefSeq and is a predicted model, not a curated record. Bases 1 to 3942 code for a protein of 1313 amino acids. Gene Ontology annotation, cellular component: nucleus. Gene Ontology annotation, biological process: rRNA processing. NCBI's taxonomy places the organism in Eukaryota, Metazoa, Chordata, Actinopteri, Scatophagidae.
AUGUUGAGCCUGCACAAAGAAAAAAAAAAACAAGAGUUCAUCAAAUCGACGUCACCCAGUCGCACACUAGUGACGUUUGCUUUGCGGCGAGGCAAGAUGGCUACAUCGGCUUGGCUGCGUGGCCCAUCUGCUAUGCGACUAACAGAGGGUUUGGUGUCGGUUCUGCAGGAGCAGCGUCCGGAGUAUUUACCUGCUCUGUUGGCCAACUACAGAGAACAUGGCGUGUUUCCGACACAGGGCGCGAGCGCCGUUGGUGGUCUCGUGGGUUUCAGCAAUGCCAAACUUGGCUCGAGCAAGACCAGGUUUGAGGGGCUCUGCCUACUCUCCAUGCUGGUUAAGGACAGCUCCAGUGAUUUAUUCCAGCAACACUGCCUAUCCUGGCUGCGCUCCCUGCAGCAGGUCAUACAGUCUCAGGCUCCAGUUCAGACCAUCCAGCUUGCUGUGAACAUUCUGAAGGAUGUGUUGCAGUACUCGUCCCAGCUAGCAGAGCUGGCCCGGGAGGUCGGCCUCAACUCCGUCCUUGGCAUCCUUACGUCUCUGCUGGGCCUUAAGACAGAGUGUGAGCUGGCAGCCAUGGAGGGAAUGAUGGCCUGUAUGACCUACUACCCCAGAGCAUGUGGAUCCCUCAAGGACAAACUGGGAGCCUAUUUCCUCUCCAGAAUGGACAAUACAAACACGAAAACACAAGAGAUGGCAUGUCUAUGUUAUGGUCACCUUCCCUGCCUGGGGGGCCUAUUGGAAAGAGGGGUGGGUGCUGGCAGAGCUGAAAGCUGGACCAAUCAGAUUCAUUGCCUACUGGCCUCAGCUAAUAGCCAGCUGGCUCAGAUCUACCAGGGUUCUGAAACAGAUGGAACUGUGCAAUAUGAAGGUCCAGGAGUGGAGCUGAGCUUUCCUCACCUCGACCAAUCAGAUCCCUUGCUGCUGCUGCAGCUCCAGCACAGAUACACAGCUGUCUGCCUGGCACUCAAACACUCACUCAGAGUGGAUCCAGCCUCAGCUGUUCGUCUGCCUGUCAGACCAAUACUCAACCUUGUGUGCCGAGCCCUCGCUGUCAGCUCCAAAAGCAUAAAUUUAACAGGAGAUGGAAGUGUGAGGUUACUCGUCUUGCCCAUCAUACACAUCAACACACUGGACGUCUUAUCAGCCCUGAUCACAGCUGUACGUAGCAGCAUGGUUCAGUACGCUGCUGUGCUACAGAGGCUAUUUUCUCAAACCUUAUCUGCCUGGACACCUCUACCUGAAGCCAGUCUGGGACAGCAGAGAGCCUACAGCUCCGUGCGAGUGUCCGUGUACAGAACCUUAGAGCUUUGGGUCCAGAUGGCCGGAGCCUCUGCUAAUAUUCUUCAGGGAAGCCCUGGCCACUCAGAGCUCCUUUUUAACCACCUUCUCAGUGACAUCACACCAGAAACAGAGUCUGUCAAGCUCCGGGUGGGUCUGUCAGCAGAUGUUGUUCCUGGAGGGAAGCCGGGCCCCCGGCGGACAAAACCGCUUGUCAUAGCGGACACAGUUGGACCAUCACUCCAGAGGAAAGGAGACCUUCUGGCUAAUCAGGAUACUUGCAUUGCAGCCCUCAGGGCACUGAGACAAAUCAUACUAACCAGUGGUACACUGCUGAAAGAUGAUAUACACAAGCGUCUCCAUGAUUUGGUGCUGCCGCUGUGUGUGCGUCUACAGCAGCAACAGUCCAGCAGCAGCACUUCAUGUGAAUCUGCAGGGGGGAUCAGUGGGCAGUAUAGCAGUGCCCUCACCCGACGAGAGCUAUACAGAUUAUUGCUGGCUCUGGUCCUGGUCCCAUCGCCCUGUUGGCCUCCACCUCUGACCUGCGCAGUGUCUAUCCUCAGUAACGGACACAUAGACCGCAACCUUAAGGUCUCGACAUUUUGUACUGAGGCUCUCACAAUCUGUAACUCCCUACUCCAUCCCCGCACUCCCUCCAUCACCUUGCCCUUGCCACCCCUCACCCUGAAACCCUCACCCACCACUCCAGUCCUGCCCUCCUCUCAGGGACCUACCCCUGGACUUACUUUGCCAACCCUCCUAGGGGGGCCUGCCCCCGGUCCUCCCUUUCCCACCCGCCACUCCCUUAGCCUGGGCCCUGCUUCUCUGUUAGGUUCUCUGGAGAACCACCUCUCUCUGGUUCCGGGACUGCCGGGCCAGACCCCCACCCCAGGAGAGAUGAUCCUGUCCCCACACGCACACCACCAACAGGACCCUACUGGAUUGGGCCCUCUAGAGGGGCAGAGGCCCGUGUUCAUCCGCUACGACAGAGAGGAAGCAGAGGAUGUGGAGAUCUCUCUGGCCAGUGACUCGGAUGACAGCGUGGUCAUCGUUCCUCCAGGUAUGCUAAACAUGGAGAACAAGCAAGAUGAGACGACGGUGGCAAACUCUCAGAAUAUGGCUUCUGCUGCACCAGGAGGCUCUACAGUUACACUUCCAGAAGGAGAAUCGAUCACCAUUGUCCCCACUACAGCAACAACAACCACAGUAGAUGGGGUCUCACUCCCUAACAAUCUUGCUACCUCCUCCCCCCAACUCACCACCUCCACCACCCCUAUCAACUCCUUUGCUUCUUCUUGUGCCUCUGUGGUCUCCCUGGUUCCACCUUUGAACUCCAGCACACUCACAGCUCCAGCUGGUGGUAUGGGGGACUCCUUGCCUGGCAGACCUCAGCUCCAACAGAUGCUGAUGCAGCCCUCCAACGCAGGGCAGCCUGGUCCCAUCGGUCUGCCACUCCAAAUGCACCAGCUGCAGAAUCAGCUGAGCCAGCAGCAGGGACGGCACCUCCACCAACACCAACCGCCGCCUGCCAGCAAUGAAGACUCUGGUAUCAUUAACAUCAACAGCACUGAUGAUGAGGAGGAAGAAGAGGAGGACAUGGAGGAUGAUGAAGAGCUGGAGGAGGAGGAGGAAGAGGAGGAAGGGAUGGAUGAGGAGGAGGAGGAAGUGAGUGAUUUUGCUGAGGAUGAGUUUUACGAUGGGGAAGAGUAUGAAGACUAUGAUGAAGAAGAGGGAGAAGAGCUGGAGGAAGAGGAGGAGGAAGAAGAUGGGGAUAUACCUCCACUGGAGGGAGCAGAGGACAAGGCUGGAGAGAUAAGGAUAGAGGAAGGGAAGAUGCUACGAGCAGCGGUGGAUGAACUAGGGAUGGCUGGAUUCAGUGCAGAUGGAGAAGCAGAGGGAGGGAUAGAGGAGAUCCAGACCAACAGAGCUCUGAUAGCAGAGGACAGGAUGAAGGUACAAGAGGUGGAGAGCAUCGGAGUCCUGGAGGAGGCGCGAGAGGGUGAGGGAGAGGAGGAUGAAAGUGAAAGGAUGGAUGACCCCACAAUGCCACAGAUCUUGUGUGUCACUGGAGGAGCACUGGAGGAGAGGGAGGAGGAGGAGGAGGAGGGAGGAGGAGAAGGAAGAGGAGAGAGAGGAGGAGGGCGGCAGGAGGAGGCGAGCUUGUGGGAGCACGGAGACAAUGAGACUGAGCCAAAACCCUCCUCAGAAGAAUGCACAGCUAAUAAGAAUCAACAGGAGUCAGGAGCUGAACUGGCACAGGAAUCCAGUGUGAGUGAUCACCUGCCAUCUGGUCAUUGGGAGGAAGAGCCAACAACUGUCCAAAAAGGAGAUGUAGCAGCGGCAGAUCCUGAAACUUCAACGGACCAGAGUACAAAACACCAAGAGGAGACAGACACUGAGCAAAUGGAAACAAUAAAAGCAGAAGAGCAGGAGACAGAAGACGUGGGUGGUAGAGAGAGUAACGGAGAGGACGGGAAAGGAGUGAAGAGGAAGAGAGAGGAGACACACAAAGAGGAAGAGGCAGGACAAAGCACUGAAAAGAAAAAGCUGGAUGAUGAUACCAUGGCCUCCAUGUUGGCUGAUUUUGUUGCCUGCCCACCUGAUGAUGAAGACGGUGCCUCUGGAUCAAACCAGUCAAACAUUUGCCAACCUGAACUGAUCUGAUGGAAAUUAUCAUGUAUAUAAUAUAUAAUCUAAGGAUACUGUAUCAUUCAUGACAUUUCCAAGGUUUAGUUACAUCACUGUGUUCAAAUAAUACUGGUAGAAUAUAGUCUUAAGUCUUUUUUUUUUUUUU